AUGGCUGGCGGGGCGUCCGGGGAGCCCGGGCCGGGGGCGGCCGCGGGCAGCGCGGUGCCCGAGACCCAGGAGCACCUCUUCAAGGUGCUGGUCAUCGGCGAGCUCGGGGUAGGCAAGACGAGCAUCAUCAAGAGAUACGUGCACCAGCUCUUCUCUCAGCACUACCGGGCCACCAUCGGCGUGGACUUCGCCCUCAAGGUCCUCAACUGGGACAGCAAGACCCUGGUCCGACUGCAGCUCUGGGAUAUCGCGGGUCAAGAACGGUUUGGAAACAUGACGAGAGUAUACUACAAAGAAGCCGUGGGUGCUUUUGUGGUCUUUGAUAUAUCAAGAGGGUCCACAUUUGAGGCAGUCCUCAAGUGGAAGAAUGAUUUGGACAGUAAGGUACAGCUUCCAAAUGGCAUCGCAAUCCCCACAGUUCUCCUCGCCAAUAAAUGUGAUCAGAACAAUGACAGUGGCCAUAGCCCUUCCCAGAUGGACCAGUUCUGCAAAGAAAAUGGCUUUACCGGAUGGUUUGAAACAUCUGCAAAGGAUAAUAUCAACAUAGAUGAAGCAGUUCGAUUCUUGGUGGAGAAUAUUCUUGCAAACCAUAAAAAUUUUCCUAAUGAAGAUGAUGUGGACAAAAUAAAGUUGGACCAGGACACUUUGAGGGCAGAGAGUAAAUCCCAGUGCUGUUAAUGUUUCUCCUACUACUUUUUUUGGUAUAAAAUGAUAGCUGACUUUAUGCCUACGAAGACUUAAACUGAGACUGGAUUCCAGAUGAACUGCUGUAUUGGGACUUUUCAUAUGGGUGGUUCUUUAAAAUGGUGGUAUCCCUAGGUGCCUGAACUUCUUAGUUGGAAAUGGAACUUAUAGUAAAUUGUUCCAUGCCAGGGUCCAGAACAUAUGUUCAAAGCUUGUCUUCUUCUUUAAACAAUAUCAAAUGUUAUGCUUUUUUUUUAUUUUUUAAAAAUAAGCACAGUUCUUCCAUGUUUGGAAGGACUUCCAAGUUGAAUUAUUUUAUUAAGAUCAUUACUACAGAAGAAAACUUUAAUCCUGACUUUGCCAACAGUUUUUAUGUAUAAUUUUUUUUUUCUUGAAGGAUAUUCUGGUAGUUUAUCCCAUUAAUUUGGGCAUUAUAAUUACCAUUAGUCACAGAAGGGGUCACUUUUCUUGUUUAAUAGUGUUUGGGUUUUUUAAAUAUAUAUAUAUAUGUGUGUGUAUAUAUAUAUAUAUUAUAUAUAUUCAAAAGUUUUGCAUUCCAUAGUAAACCUUUUCAAGGUCUAUAAUUUUAACUUUGUGCCAGUGAUUCUGUAUUCAAGCUUCUUCUAAUCCAUGUGAGCAUUCAUUAAUCCCUUAAUCUGGGCAUGGUCAUGGGAGACUUCCUGGGGAUCUAGUCCUUUCCAGGGGAUAACUUUGAUAGUUAAGUUUAGACAGCCUUUUCUUCUUUACUCUCCAACAUUGUGUGGGUUUUUGGGUGUUUUAAGAACAUGUUUUGCAUGUUCUUACCAUAAAGAUCUCAUUUCAGAGUUAAUCAGUGGUAUAAGCCUCACCACUAAUGGCAUCCUGGUGAACCCAGAUGACAAAAUUAAAAAUUGUGGUCAGUGGAAAAUGAAUUAACUAGCAAAUGAACUAAAAUGUUCUGCACUAUAAGCUUUUGAGUAAGCCCUACCCUAAAUAUUUUGUUGUCAUUUAAAACACAAUUGUAGAGAAACUGAAGGCCCCAAAAGCCUAGUACACACCUAAUUUUUUGAGUGAAAUUGUCACUUACUGGAAAAGAAUAAAUGUUUUGACAAGA
This is a messenger RNA of Vombatus ursinus (common wombat), 1777 nucleotides long. It is a transcript of the gene RAB32, whose product is annotated as RAB32, member RAS oncogene family. The record is from RefSeq and is a predicted model, not a curated record. The coding region runs from base 1 to 678 and encodes 225 amino acids. The transcript has 3 exons. Lineage: Eukaryota; Metazoa; Chordata; Mammalia; Diprotodontia; Vombatidae. Gene Ontology annotation, biological process: vesicle-mediated transport. Gene Ontology annotation, cellular component: trans-Golgi network; Golgi apparatus; vesicle. Gene Ontology annotation, molecular function: GTP binding; GTPase activity.